AUGGCAUUCCAAGAUUCUGAACAGGCCAAUAGCCAAUCAUCACUCAAGACACACUACGAAGAUGGCCUUGACGCAUCAAGUACUGCUUUUUCAACCUUUUCCCAAGAAGCCCUGGAUUUCAUCGGGCAAAAGGCAAGAUCUUCCAAAUAUCGCACUAGAAGGGAUGAAAUCAUCUCCCGCUUAUUAUGCAGGUGGUGGUAUAUUUUGCCAGACUGGCCAAAUCCACAUCACGACUAUACCAAUGAACUAAAAGAGGCUAAGCUUAAGCUGCUAACUAUCGCAGAAUACGAGGAGCAUGAGGAUAAUGAUGCCAAUGGCUUUACUAAGGUCUAUGAGUUUUCUACAUAUAAGGGUGUUUUUAGAGGCCCAGGAGGCAAAAUUUACGACCUUAGAAAUAGGGAUAAAUGCCCAUGCUACGAAUAUAUCUGCACUAUGAGAGACAGGCAAAUUAUCCUAAUGUUACAGGCUGCGAUAAUUAAUCAAAUAAAGUGCAUGAUUCUCUCUAAUGUUGAGGAACGCGAAAUAGUUCCUUUUAUCAAUGAACUUAAGGCCGUCUCUCGUCUCACAAGUUUGGAUGAUGAACCAUAA
Messenger RNA from Babesia microti strain RI, 588 nucleotides. Its product is annotated as conserved Plasmodium protein, unknown function. Bases 1 to 588 code for a protein of 195 amino acids. The record is from RefSeq and is a predicted model, not a curated record. The transcript has 3 exons. Lineage: Eukaryota; Apicomplexa; Aconoidasida; Piroplasmida; Babesiidae.